ACGAGCCACACAAUGUGCUAUCUUGGGAAACUUGAUCCCGCCCGCUAAUUUAGGUAUACAGCGUAGGCUGCGGUAUUACUCUAGGCGUGGUAAGGCAGAAAACCAAGACAGGUUAUCAUCACAGAGUGCUUGAGAGACGAUAGUCGACGAAGACCAAUUUGCAAGAGAUAUUGAAUUUGUAAGAACACAAAAUGGGAAAAGGAGAAGGUCUAGGCGGUUGUUACGGCUGCAUCAAAUACUUGGUUUUUGCGUUCAACUUCAUAUUUUGGUUGGUUGGCUGUGCCCUCGUAGCAGUAGGGAUCUGGGCCUUGGUAGACAAAUCUUUCGCCGAUAAAUUUGGAAAUGAGAGCGUGGCGACUUACAUUCAGGCUGCUGCCAUAUUCCUGCUUAUUGUCGGCGGCAUCAUCAUGUUCGUCGGGUUCUGCGGGUGCUGUGGCGCCAUCAGAGAAAGCCAGUGCAUGCUGGGAACGUUCUUCGUUUUCCUGUUCAUCUUCUUUGUUGCCCUGGUUGGAGCUGGUAUCUAUUUCAUUGUAGCUAGAGAGAGUUUCAAAGAUGGCUUUGCCACCACCAUAAAAGCAGCCAUUGAUAAUUAUGAUGAUCCCAGCUCCAAGAGUUACUUGACAACCACACAGAAUACAUUUGAGUGCUGUGGAGCCUAUGGAGCUACGGAUUAUGGGAUUAAAUGCAUUGGCACAGCCUGUGGGUGUAAAGUGGAGAACCUCCUCAAAGGCUGUGCAGAUGCCAUGUUCAACCAGUUGGAAGAGCACAUUUACAUUUUUGCUGGUGUUGCCAUUGGCAUGGGAGUUAUUAUGUUGCUUGGAAUGAUCUUCUCCAUGAUGCUGUGUUGUGCUAUUCGUGACACCCAAGUGUAACCAUAGUAACUGACACCACACUGCCAAA
Lingula anatina is the source of this 900-nucleotide messenger RNA. RefSeq names its product CD9 antigen. Gene Ontology annotation, cellular component: plasma membrane. The record is from RefSeq and is a predicted model, not a curated record. Lineage: Eukaryota; Metazoa; Brachiopoda; Lingulata; Lingulida; Lingulidae.